Molecule: messenger RNA, 657 nt
Organism: Trypanosoma grayi
Lineage: Eukaryota; Euglenozoa; Kinetoplastea; Trypanosomatida; Trypanosomatidae
Exons: 1
Coding region: 1-657 (218 amino acids)
Source: RefSeq, a predicted model, not a curated record
AUGAGCAACGCGAAGGCCAAGGAGCGCAACGCCGCCGCUGUGCAGCGAUUAUUCGCGAAGCGGCAGGUGCCAUCCCCCUCACCGUGGGUGGGACCAAGCACGCGCCUCUCCGACGGGACGCUGCCGCCUGAGGUGCAACUGGGCAACCAGUGGCAGCUCGCACACGAAGUGGGCCACGAGCCGGCACUGCUUGGCAGNCUGCCGCCUGAGGUGCAACUGGGCAACCAGUGGCAGCUCGCACACGAAGUGGGCCACGAGCCGGCACUGCUUGGCAGUAACACCGCCGCGGCUCCUUGCAGGCGCGCUGACGAAUACGGCGACCCCUUGCAGUCGUGCUACUCCAUGAAUAGAAAGAUUGCCCACCACGCGUGGCCCACCCCCGCCGACGCGAAGAGGAAGUUGCAAGGUCACCCCGGCGCCCACGCGAGUGCGAAGGAAAGACGGGCCGCGAGGGAGAGGGAUGAGGCGAUCAUCCGCUACGAGUUGUCCAUUCCGCGCCGCCGGGUGGCCGCGCACUAUUCACACCUCACGGCGGGGCAGGCGGACCUCCACAAGACAGUGCCGACAGCGCACACAAUGGACAGGCUCGUAGAGCGGACGGGCGGGCGGNCCUCCACAAGACAGUGCCGACAGCGCACACAAUGGACAGGCUCGUAG